Molecule: messenger RNA, 1443 nt
Organism: Diplodia corticola
Lineage: Eukaryota; Fungi; Ascomycota; Dothideomycetes; Botryosphaeriales; Botryosphaeriaceae
Product: fk506-binding protein 4
Exons: 4
Coding region: 1-1443 (480 amino acids)
Cellular component (GO): chromatin; nucleolus
Molecular function (GO): macrolide binding; peptidyl-prolyl cis-trans isomerase activity
Source: RefSeq, a predicted model, not a curated record
AUGCCGCUUCUUCCCGUUGCCGUCUAUGGCCUUGAGGUCCCUUGCGGAGGCAUGCCUAUCCAGGCUGUCCCCGAUUUCCCGGCCACUCUAAUUGAGAAAAAGUUCCGCAUUACUAUGGCCGCUAUCGACCCCAACGCUGAGCCCCAAAUCCCUGAUGAGCUGAAGGGCGUCCCUCCUCGCGCUACCCUCAAGCUCAUUCGUGAGCCUAUCGCUGGCGAUGAGAGCGAUGAUGAGGAUGACAGCAUUGACGCCAUUCGCGCUCGCCUGGGCCUUCCUGAUGAGGAGGAUGAAAGCGAGGAGUCUGAUGAUGAGGACAAGAACGGCGGUCCUAGCGAUCCCGCCAAGUCCAAGAAGGCCCGCAAGGAGGCCGCCAUGAAGCAGAUCAUGGAUGAGCUUGAGGCUGCCGAAGACAUGGAGGUUGAUGAGAAGCCCAAGAAGAACAAGGGCAAGACCCCUGCCGCCGACGACGAGGAGAGCGAGGAGGACUCUGAGGAUGAGGAUGACGACGAGAUGGAAAUGGAGGAAUUUGUCAUCUGCACUCUUGAUCCCCAGAAGACCUACCAGCAGCCUCUGGACAUCACCAUCGGUGAGAACGAGCAGGUAUACUUCCAGGUCACUGGUGCCUACGACAUCUCGCUUACCGGCAACUACGUCAUCCCUGACCACACUCACCACGGCGAGGACGACGAGGACAGCGAGGAUGAGGAGUACGACCUCUCUCCCGAUGAGGAUGAGCUUGACGAGGAGUAUGACAGUGAUGAGGAGGAGGAUGAGCUGGAUGGUCUUGAGAACCCCAGGAUUACUGAGCUUGGCUCCGACGAUGAGGAGCCUCCCAAGCUCGUCGAUGCCAAGAAGGGCAAGAACAAGCGCUCGGCCGCCGAGGCUGAGAGCCUGGAUGACCUGAUCAGCAAGGAGAGCGCCACUGGCGAGAAGCUCAGCAAGAAGCAGCUGAAGAAGCUGAAGAACAAUGAGGGCAAGGCCAUCGCUGCUGAGGCUAAGGAGAGCCCGGCUGACAAGAAGAAGGUUCAGUUCGCGAAGAACCUUGAGCAGGGCCCCACCGGCUCCCCUCUCCCCAAGAAGGACGAGAAGAAGGAGAGCAAGGGUGCUCUCGGCGUCAAGGUUGUCAACGGUGUCACCAUUGACGACAAGAAGCAGGGUUCUGGCCCCGCUGCGAAAAAGGGUGACAGGAUCGGCAUGCGCUACAUUGGGAAGCUGCAGAACGGCAAGGUCUUUGACUCCAACAAGAAGGGCAAGCCUUUCUCCUUCAAGCUGGGCACCGGCGAGGUCAUCAAGGGCUGGGACAUUGGUGUCGCUGGCAUGAGCGUCGGCGGCGAGCGCCGCAUCACCAUUCCCGCCCACCUUGCCUACGGCAAGCAGGCGCUCCCUGGCAUCCCGGCCAACUCGACCCUUCUCUUCGACAUCAAGAUGGUCUCGAUCAACUAA